GUAAGACAUGAGUGUUCCGCUCCCAACCUCAGACAGAGAUAAAGUGAGGAACUGACAUUUGGAGAAGUGAGUACGAUCACACUUCAAUUCUGACGGAGGCUGACAAACCACCCUGGCUACAAGCUCUCAGAAAUGGACUACAGUCUCCAAGGAGCUGCAACAGACAGGAAGGCCCCUGUACUGCCCAUCAAACAGCGCAGGAGUCUUUCCUCCAGUUCAAGUUCUGCUCCAGAUCUACAGCUGGAGGGGACCCUGAACGUGCCUGGCUCCUCUCCUCUUUCCUCACCUUUUACUGAUGUGUUUGCUGCCCCGACUGACUGCAACGCUGCCCAGUGCCCAAUCCAUCAUCGCUAUGACACUUCAGGCUAUCACCAGGAGAGAUUCUUCUCAGACCAAACGCCUCCUCCGAUUCCCAAGAAGAAGCUGGCACGGACCUUGUCGCUGCCCAUAGGUCCUCUGCUCGACAGUGUCCGGCCACUCAUGAGACCUCACUACUUUGAAAGUUCACCUUACAUGACUGAAAACCCACCACUGGACCAUGCUGGAGAGCAUAAGAAGGAACACACCCUGAAAGCCUACUGCUUCAACCAGUUAACCUUUGACACCCCUGAUCAGCAUCUUCCAGGCUUUUUCAGCAGCUUCUGUCACCAGGAGCAAGUGUAUGUGGGCAUCCAAAACCGCUACCUUGAGUUUGUGAAGAGCGCUGUGAAGCACCUGGAGGCACAGGUCCUCCUAGAACUGCAAGUUGAGUGGGUGAGGACACUCCAACCUCAGGACUUUGUGAUAUGUGAGAAUCCUCAGCCUGAGAAGAUGGAGCAAGAUGUUUUCUAUGUGGUGCACAUCCCUAAAGUCCCUGAGGGUUUUUUCUCUGCAAAGGUACACCAAAAAGAUUCUGUAUCAACUUGCCCAGUGCCACUGCUGCCUCAUCCCAAUGUUGAAGAAGUUUUGGCCCACUUUUCCCCAUCCAUUGCACAGAAAAAACAACAUCUCUCAGAAUUAUUAGCUGUAAUGGAAGCAUCAGAAUUAUCACAUGAGGGCAGUGCUGAGCUAAGCCAGGAAUCUGACACCGUCACCAAGGGGGACACAGUCUUAUCAUUCCUGGAAAGAGGCCAUGCAGUCACUAUAGUGAGGGAUUUUCCCUGGGGAACACUGGAGGACUUUGUGCAGGAGGGAAUUUCUCUGCACCAUUUACAGCCUGUUGUGUACCAAAGGCGGCUUUGCCUACUGAUUCUCCAGCUGGCUCUGGGCUUGCAGCAUCUAGAGAGUCACAAUGUCAAGCAUGCGGAACUGAGAACACAGAGAAUAAUGCUGGUGUGGUUGCAUAUCAAGAGCAAGAGGUCAAAGGGGAGGGUUGAAGCCAUUGGGGAUCUGAAGGACGUUAAGAAAAGGAAUUGGUUUGCAAUAAACACAGAUUAUUCUGAGAGGGAAUGUACUGGUAAGGGUAACAUCCUGCAUGAGAACAGGAACGUGAAAAGGGUUCAUACAUUAUGGGACAAGUGGGGCACUCCUCGUGUUGUGAUUAACCAUACCGACGUCCAAGUUGAACCUUUUCAAGACAUACAAACUAAUGCGUUCCAACUAGGAGCUCUGCUUAAAUUCUGCCUGCACCAGCAUAUGGAUCAAAAUACUGAGUACACAUCUGGCCUGCUUCGCCUGAUCAGCCAGCUAACUGGUGAGAAUCCAGGUCUUCAAAUGGUGGAAGUAGUAGGAGUUCUUCAGGCCCUGUUGUGGGGCCCCCGAGUUGGACUCUUUGAGAAGAACCAACCAAACACAACAGUGCUUCACAACUGGCUAACAGUAAAGCGCUCGCUGCUGAUGUUGAAGCUGGCUGAAAAGGGACUAUUCUCAAAUCAGAAUGAUUUGGAUUGGGAGGAGUAUCUGUGCCUGCAGUAUAUUGCCUUUGCUGAGCCAGAGACUGUACUAAAGACAACAGCACAGUUGGGCCUGUACAGCAAUGUAAGGCUAGUUUAACAGCAGAGAAAAACACUGCACAACCCAAGAGUCCCUAAAAUCCUAGUGAAGCAACAAGCUUGUAGGAAAUGACGGAGUACUUCUACUUUAGAGUCAUUUUAAUUUGCUGUCUACUAGGAAGAAUAGAACAUGUAAAUAAGCAAAGGUUGACCUCAGCAACUAGAGCCAAAUAACAGAUCAAUAUUAUGGCUCAUACUUGUAUAUAAAAACAUAAGCACCCAUUUCAUUUUCAUCUUACACAAAUAACCCUGCUUUUUUGAAUGUAGAGCGACAUAUGAAUGUCAGAAACCUCCCCUUGUUUAUUUGCUUAACAAAUUGUAUUUUUUUCCAAGAGAUAUUUUUGGGGAUGUUAAAUAUAAAAUUACUUACAUAAAGUCUAAACAAAAAAAUAAGCGUUAAAAAAAAGGAGUUUCCAGAACUGGAGUUCCAAGUUUUCAAAACAAAUAAAAAUGGGACUUCCAACAUCCUGGCAAGAUCUGGUAACUACUAAAACCAUCACCAUCAGAUAAACAGUAGCUUCCAUCUUUGCAAAACUCAAGCCCCACUCUCAUUUUUGCUCUUACAGAACACCGUUGUUUCACUCCAUCCUUCCACUGCAAGAAGAAAACUCAAUACUAUAGGUCUAUAAAAAGAUGCGUAGCCGCCAGGAAGCUGUACUGAGUAAAGGAAACACACAAGAGGAAAACUUGAACUGAGGAAUAAAAAUAAGCUGCUGGUAUUCUCAGAGCAAUGGACCGUGCAGCCCGGAGUUCACACCUCAGUAUCACAGGUGUGACUGGUUGCAUCUUCUACUUCUUGCAGUCCAAGUAAUUUCUAAGACUGAACUUUGAAGGCAUUUACACAAAGCAUGGAAAAGCUUUCCAGCAGACUUACUACUUACUGGCAGCUCUGACUGGAAAUUAAAUAAAGGAUGGGUGAUCUCAUUUUUAGUGCAGACAGUACUGUAUUGGGAGACUAGGCUUAAAUCAGUCUCAUCACUGGCUCACACCCACCAAAGGAUUAAUGGGCAUAACUCAUACGAACAUACAAGAAGUGAAGAAACAAAACCACUGCACAGGGUGAGCACAUUUAUUCUGCACCAUCACAACAUGCAGAUCAAUCCAACUUGGAACAUAAAAAAUUUGAAGAUUCAUGCACACAUUAAUAAUAAUAAUAAUAAUUUUUUAAAAAAUCAAAACAAACAUGAAAUAGCACUGGAAAACUACUUACAUACAUUUUUGUUGUAUGAGAAUUUUAACCAUAAAUAUUACAAUCUACAAAGCAAUGUGUGGGAACAGGAGUAGAAGAACCAGCAUUAAACAAUUACUUUAGGUGGUGGACCCAAUAGAUGAUUUAUGACCUAAUGAUUGCAGUGAAAAU
Messenger RNA from Pygocentrus nattereri (red-bellied piranha), 3330 nucleotides. RefSeq names its product PEAK family member 3 (gene peak3). The coding region runs from base 133 to 1971 and encodes 612 amino acids. Gene Ontology annotation, molecular function: protein kinase activity. The transcript has 5 exons. Lineage: Eukaryota; Metazoa; Chordata; Actinopteri; Characiformes; Serrasalmidae. Gene Ontology annotation, biological process: protein phosphorylation. The record is from RefSeq and is a predicted model, not a curated record.